Brachypodium distachyon (stiff brome) is the source of this 1579-nucleotide messenger RNA. RefSeq lists its product as uncharacterized. The record is from RefSeq and is a predicted model, not a curated record. The coding region runs from base 39 to 962 and encodes 307 amino acids. The transcript is spliced from 2 exons. NCBI's taxonomy places the organism in Eukaryota, Viridiplantae, Streptophyta, Magnoliopsida, Poales, Poaceae.
GCAGGUGGAGGAGGUGAUCUGAGCCGAGGUCGUCCGUGAUGGGGAGAAAACUGCCCCCUUUUGCUCCGGCGGGGAGGAAGCGCAAAGGUCCCUCCUUUCCCACUCUCUCCCCCUGCAAGCUCCGGCGUACCACCGAGGCAAGUGGCUGGGCGUCUCUACCCACCGAUCUAAUCCACCUCGUCACCUCCCGCCUCCUGUCCGGCGACGUGGUAGACUACAUUCCACACGAGCACGGCGAGGCGCCUCCGUGUGCCCCUCCCGGACCUCCGAGGCCGACGAUCCAGUGCACCGCCGCGAUCCGCGUGCUCAAUCCCUUCACGCGGGACGCCGUCGACCUCCCUUCCCUCGGACCCGUAGUCCACCUGGUGAUCUUGUGCCGGCUCACCAUGCUCAACAUGAACGCCGCCGUCUGCAACAGCGCGUCAUCCAUCGCCGUGGUGGCCUGGUUUCCAGGGACAGGCGUGAUGCUUGCCGCCGAGCCUGGCCGCCUAAAUUGGGAGGUCCUCCACAAAUAUGUUGCUUUUAUGAGCGUCUUGCCCUACCAAGGACGGCUUUACGCCACCAUGGCCGACUCCAGGGAGAUCAUGCAGCUGUACCCGAGAUCAACCCACCCCGUGCUAGCUCAUGUUCCCAAUGGUUUCGGCGAGCCGAUGCAGUGCGAGUUCUACCUGGUGGAGUCCGGUGGGCAAGUGCUGCUUGCUGUCCAAUAUUUAACUGUGGCCGCCGACCCAAACAGCCUCCAAUGCUUUGCAUACAAAGUAUACACAGUGGACGUCGACGGCCGCCGCCCUGAGCCGCUGAGCCCCGUGAGCUCCCUCGGCGACCGGGCUCUGUUCCUCAGCAAGCACCGCUGCCUGUCGGUCUCGGCCAGGGACCUCCCUUCCGUCACCGGCGGCUCCAUCUACUUCUCUUUGUUCUAUCACAAAGACCCGUCGUGGUUCACUCGCUCAGGACCGGCUUGACGGAGCAGCUGUCGACGGCGUGCCUGAUACACAACGGGAAGGAUCGGGUCCGCCCCUCGGUGCGCCCCUUCACCAUUGCUGACCAUCUUCUCACCUUUUGCCAUCCUCUUGAAUGGACAAACGGACUCAUGUUUCAUGAGUACCACUUCAUACCUGAAUCUUUCCAGGAAUUGAAGAAUAAAAUCAAGGCGAAGGAUUCUCAAGUCCGGUUUCCUCGAGACGCCCACAGUGUGUUUCUCGCAACGAAGAAACAUGCUCGAUCGCCACGCUUUGCACUACCGAGUGAAUAAUGAAGGCAUAGUUAGUUCACAAAAUAUAUGGUUCUCUCCGCUGGCUCGGUUUGGAUCUUAAUUUCUGUGGCUCGGUAAAUUUAUUGGCCCUCGGACCGUGUGUUGGCAUGUUCAUCUGAAUUUGUUUUGCCACUGUUUGUCUAUGUGCCAUUCCUAUGUAGUGGUGGUUCAAACCUGAGUACUGGCAAAUAAACUUGAUCUUUCAAGCAUGUGCUGAUUACAGCCUAAGGAUAUGGCACUAGGAUGUUUCUGCUUCUCCUUUUUUAGCUGGCAUGUUGUUAAAUUGCAUCUUGAUGUCCGUAUUUCAAUGGAGUUGCAGUUAGUUGA